Clarias gariepinus (North African catfish) is the source of this 1376-nucleotide messenger RNA. RefSeq names its product chromosome 10 C12orf29 homolog (gene rlig1). The coding region runs from base 146 to 1135 and encodes 329 amino acids. Gene Ontology annotation, biological process: response to reactive oxygen species. The transcript is spliced from 7 exons. NCBI's taxonomy places the organism in Eukaryota, Metazoa, Chordata, Actinopteri, Siluriformes, Clariidae. Gene Ontology annotation, molecular function: RNA ligase (ATP) activity. The record is from RefSeq and is a predicted model, not a curated record.
GAGCUCACCGUUCCUUCUCCUCUCGGCGCAGAUAAACAGCUCUCUGCAGACAUGCUAAUGUUUAAACCCGCGGCUGAAAUGUCGGAGCGGUGUGUGGAGUGUGUAGGGAUCUGAGUGUCACACUGUCGGAGUGUGUGUGUGAGCCAUGAGGCGUCUCGGGUCCGUGCAGCAGAAGAUCCCGUGUGUGUUUCUCACCGAGGUGAGAGAAGAAGCAGCUUCCAGAAAGCGGGAUGGCCAGAAUUUUCAGGUGGUUGCUACGGAAACGGUGAAUCCCGUGGCUCUCGAGUCGGACGUCCACCAUGCGCUCGCCACCGAGAAGCUGGACGGCACGUGCUGCUACGUCACGCCGUACAGAGGAGAAGUGUACCUCUGGGCUCGUCUGGAUCGGAAACCCACCAAGCAGGCGGACAAGAGGUUUAAGAAAUAUCAAUACUCUCAGAAGACCUGUAAAGGUUUCACAUGGAAUGUGGGAGAAGAUUUCCGGACCGUGCCUGAAUCCUGGAUUCCCGCCCGUCGGGUUCAGUAUGAGAGCGGACACCCGGUACCCGAUGAACAGGGACACAUCCCGGGCUGGGUUCCUGUGGACGGUUCUAACAAGCAGUACUGCUGGCACGCGUCUGUGGUUGAUUACGACGCCGGAGAGGCUCUCGUUCUGAGGCCGAGCGUCGAGGAUGAAGACUCUCUGGAAAUCGCCAGCGUUCCUUUGAGCGGGCUGAUGGAACAAACGCUGGAGCUCAUCGGGACCAACGUGAACGGGAACCCGUACGGUUUGGGCAGUAAGAAGAAUCCGCUUCACGUCCUGGUGCCGCAUGGGAUCCUGCGCGUUCGGGACGCUCCUGCGGUGGAGUACCAUCGGCUUCGCUCUUGGUUUCUGGAAAGUGAUGAGGGCCGAGUGGAAGGAAUAGUGUGGCACUGUAAGGACGGUACGCUUGUCAAGGUUCAUCGACAUCACUUCGGCCUGAAGUGGCCCGCCGGCGAGACCUUCUUAAACUCCCGGCCCGUGGUGGUUCACGUGGACCGGCUCCCGUUAGAUCCCGAUGCUUCACCUGACUCGCGGAGGAACCUGUUCGCCGCUCUGUCCGUCCUCACCGGACGCCGUUUUAGCUCCGCUAAAGACAUCCGGCUCGAAGCAUGAUCAAUUACACUACAUUCCUCUUUAUCUGCUUAACAACAGCAUUCAUCUGAGUACUCUCUCUAUAAAACUUUAACUUAUGUCUGUACUGUAGCGCUUAAUCACGGUCCUGAUGAUGAGACGAAAAUGAUGGACGGACUUGCUCUCGAUUUUAUGGGAGGUAAUUGAUGUAAAUGUGAUUUAUUUAGACAAAAGUGUAAGCACCAUACACAUUGCUGUCAUAAUAAACGUUUAACGGUUUGAA